This is a messenger RNA of Pseudophryne corroboree (corroboree frog), 4962 nucleotides long. RefSeq names its product Mov10 RNA helicase (gene MOV10). Gene Ontology annotation, cellular component: P granule; cytosol. Gene Ontology annotation, biological process: regulatory ncRNA-mediated post-transcriptional gene silencing. The coding region runs from base 116 to 3118 and encodes 1000 amino acids. Gene Ontology annotation, molecular function: 5'-3' RNA helicase activity; ATP hydrolysis activity; RNA binding. NCBI's taxonomy places the organism in Eukaryota, Metazoa, Chordata, Amphibia, Anura, Myobatrachidae. The record is from RefSeq and is a predicted model, not a curated record. The transcript is spliced from 22 exons.
CCCUAUCCUCACAUGUCACAUCGUCACCCGGCAGCGGCAGCAGCAGCAGCCAUAAACCUCUAUUGCCUGGUGCCCUGGCUGGGGAGGCCUGACCUACAGUAACUGGAAGCACAAAAUGCCGUCUGGAUAUGGUAUGAGAGGAUUGCGGGAUGCUGGAGAGCGAUUCCUGCAACACCUUGAAGAAACAGACAGAAUGAAUAUUACCAGUAAAGAAGAACUGAGAACUAUAUAUGCUGAAUUCAAAGCACAGCAUGAUAAUCUACCAAGCUUUUCUUCUGCACUUUUUGGUCUUAAAUCGUCAGGAAAAGCUGUAGUAAGGAGGAACAACAUUCAUAUUGACCAGGUUGUUAGGAGAAGAUCUGCAUUAAUUGAUCAGUAUGAGAGUAUGCGGAGAGAUCAAGAGCCCAUGUCUAGUCCGCAAUCUCAAGAUGAGCAAUAUUGUUCCAGGAGGCAAGCACGAAAAAUGAUUCAGUGGAUCAGGCAAAACAGGCAAGAGUUCAUUUCUGACAAAAAUGGGGUCCAGAUAACAUCAGUGUAUGCUCUCUCAGAUGGACGGAUAAGAUUUCCUCUGCCACCAAAUGAGCCAAAGACAUUCUCCAUUUCUAUUAAGAAUACAUCUAACAAUUCAGUGACUUUUGUUCAGUACAAACUUUUGCGUUGGAUGUACACGUUCACAUUCAGUGAUGAGCAUAAUGUUUCUGCUUCCAAUUCCAUAAUAUUGGACCCAGGAGCAGUGUAUGAUAUUGUUCUUCAAGCAAAAACAUUUUAUUAUGGGUAUUUUCCUGUUACACUUGUUUUUGAAUUCAUGGAAAAAAGAGGGGGAUCUGAAAAGAAUUUUGUUAUUGGAAGGUUUAUCUCUGCAGUUUCCAGCAGUAAAUUAGCUGAUGACCUGGCACCAACUUCCAAAUACAUUCCAUUUCAAAGAAACCUUUUGAAAACAGUUGAAAGGAUUGAAGAAGAUGGAAUUCCACCAGACGGGUCUGGGAAUUACUAUUUAGAACGAGAGGUGCCUCUUGGGGAGUUCUGUCCUCCUGCACAUCUGAAAUAUGCCUUUAAGGCAGGACUGUUCUCUGCCAAAGAACCCACAGCAAGUUCAAGAACAAGUCUUUUGAAGGAAAGGGAUUUGAUGUCCACAUCUCUAGACUUCAGCAACUAUAAUGAAAAAUUUCACUUGUUGUUGCACCUUGAAGAGAUACAAAUGGAGCUCGACAUCAGGAGAUAUGAUCAGCAAAACCAGAAAAUGAAUAAAGAUGAAAGAGACCGACGACUCCUAGUUCUUGAGGUCCCUGGUGUAGCUGAAAACAGGCCAUCUGUGUUAAAGGGCGAUCACCUUUUUGUGACCCUAUCUGAUGAAUGUAAUGCACGUGAUAAAAUUAGCUACAAGGGUUAUGUGCAUGGCGUUGAACUGGAAAAAGUCAAACUCGGAUUUUCUCAAAAACUUCUGCACAACUUUAUAAAUGGAAUGUUCUUUGAUGUUACAUUUACCUUUAACCGCUUGCCACUGAAGGUUCAGCACAGAGCUGUUAAUCUAGCUAAAGAGAAGAACUUGAAACAUUUUCUGUUUCCAACAAAGUCAAACAACCAGCGCAUUGUCAAUACAGACAGACUAAGCUUGUAUGACCGAGCUCUGGAGUCUAACCCAGAGCAGUACACGGCUGUGAAGCAGAUUGUAAGUGGACUAUCCAGGCCAGCUCCAUACCUUAUAUUUGGUCCACCAGGCACUGGAAAAACUGUUACGUUGGUUGAGGCACUAAAACAGGUACUGAAGAACAUCCCUAAUUCCUGUGUGCUAGCCUGUGCUCCAUCUAACAGUGCAUCAGACCUGCUCUGUCAGCGCUUGAUGAAACAUGUUGAUAAGAAAGAUAUUUACAGGAUACUGGCCAGUAGCAAGGACUUUCGUUCUUUACCAGAAGAUAUUAAGCCUUGCUGUAACUGGAACAGCAGAACAGGGGAGUAUGAAUACCCAAAUAAAGAUGGGCUGAGCCAGUAUCGUGUGAUCAUCACUACUCUUGUUACGGCUGGCAGGCUUGUAUCUGCAAACUUCCCACCAGGCCACUUCUCUCAUGUAUUCAUUGAUGAGUCCGGACAUGCAGUCGAGCCAGAAUGUGUAACAGCUAUAGCAGGAAUUUUGGAUGGAAUGGCCAAUGCUAAUGGAGGACAACUGGUCCUAGCUGGUGACCCAAAACAACUUGGCCCAGUGUUAAGGUCUCCCUUCGCCAUCAACAAUGGAUUAGGUAUUUCUUUGCUUGAAAGACUGAUGACGCAGAAUCCCCUGUAUGGAAGAUCCACGGAGUCUUAUAACUCCCAGUUUGUUACCAAGUUGCUGCAGAAUUACAGGUCCCACCCUGACAUCCUAACUACCUCUAACGAACUGUUCUAUGAUAAUGAGCUCCAGUCCAAAGCUGAUCACAUGGUCACUCAUGCCUACUGCAACUGGGAAAGGCUGCCUAAGAAGGGCUUCCCUAUCAUCUUUCAUGGUGUGCUGGGGAAGGACGAACGAGAAGGGAACAGCCCAUCCUUCUUCAAUAGGACUGAGAUAGAAGUGCUCAUGUCUUACCUCGAGGCCCUGCUAGAGACACAAGGGAAAAAAGGGAUAGCCAAAAUCUCACCCAAAGAAAUUGGCAUAAUUUCUCCGUACAGGAAACAGGUGGAAAAAAUUCGUAGAGCCAUUGCUCUAACAUGUAAAGCUGUGGCUGACAUUAAAGACCUAAAGAUUGGUUCUGUUGAGGAGUUUCAAGGUCAGGAACGAAAGGUGAUUCUUAUAUCUACAGUGCGGAGCUGCAAAGAUUACGUGAAGUUUGAUGAAGACUUUAGUCUUGGCUUCCUAAAGAACCCAAAGAGGUUUAAUGUAGCUAUCACAAGAGCAAAGGCCCUCUUGAUUCUGGUGGGAAACCCAGUCAUACUUCGUAACGAUCCAAAUUGGUCAUGGUUUUUGAGGUUUUGCACAGAUAAGGGAGGAUAUUCUGGGGUCGAUAUGAAUAUCCUUGAAGACCUCGAUGACUUUGAUUUCGCAGAACGCUUCAAAAACUUGAGUGUUAAUGAUCCACCACCAAGAGAAGAAAGUGGGGAGAGCGCAGUACAGCAGCAGGGAGAGCCAGCCUGGAGACACGAGCACUAGACGCUUAUCGCUAACUCAAGCGUGAGCGCAACUGGAGGACCACUUACCCUUCAUGUGCUGCCUUAUUACUUACUGUAACUUGCAUUCUUUUAGUGCUUUCCCUCUACUCCAAUCAGUACUUUGUUCUGCUUCCACAUGUAUGUCCAUGCAUUAAAUGCUUUUUGAGUCCAUUUAAGAUGUGCAAGGAAAUGUCUAUAGUUUUGCUUUCAGAAUACGUUUACAAAACAAUCCUUCUAACAGAUACAGGGGGAAAUGUAUCAAAUCUUCGUUGGAUUUAAUUGGAGAAGUUGCCUAUAGCAAACCAACCGGCUUCUGUCAUUUAUAGACUAUACUAGAUAAAUGAUGGCUAGAAGCUCAUUAGUUGCUAUGGGCAACUUAAUCACUUUCUAUCUGGAAGGUUUGAUACAUCUCCCUACUGUAGCAUGAUGAUUGACAUGUGCUUGUCAGACCUCAGAAUCCCCAAAGUUAAUGUUAAAUCUACAGAACUUAUCCAUAGUGUUUUUCUACUCUGAAAACACUGCAAUGCUGAUCAUUACCCUGGCUAUUAUGUUUGGACUGGAUAUCGAGAGAAAUUAUUUCUUUUAUUUAUAAGAAAAUUACAGCUUGAAGAAGAAAAAAAAAGAUGAUGUUUGUCCACUUCAAUCUAUGGGUGGUGAAAGCAGUCAUAUGCCAUAAAUGUUCAUAGGUGUCAUUGAUCUCAGUAUUUAUAUUUUAUCACUCCUGAUUUGUGUACAAGUCAGGGCACUAUCCAGUUAGAGGUGAAAAAAAACAUUGGGCACGGAAAACAUUUUACGUGAUUUUGUCCUAAUGUUUUGCCAAUCUUUUUUACAGGCUCUCUGGUUAGUCCGUCCACUCAUUGAAACAUGUGUUUUUUACUAGAAACAGCCCCGUUUUUGGACGAAAACAGGGCUGUUUUGGGGAAUUUUGUUUUGCUUGCCUGAGGAAGGUAAAACAAAAUCCCAGCUAAGGCUUAUUUGUGCUAAUUGGAUAGCCCCCUUAGAGUCUUCACAUUUGGUAUUUGCGCUAUGAACUGAUGUCUAAUCACUGUUUUUGAUUCCCUUUGUUUUAAAGAGGAGCUUUUUAAAUUAUAAUGAAUAAAAAGUCACGAUAAAUACUUUCACAUAUUGUGUAAAAAUGAUUGAUUACGAUGGAAAAUCACACUUAUGAUACACUUUAGACCAAAAUAUUUGUGUGAACAGUUGCGAUGGUAGAUACAAUUUUUAAUUAUUAAUUUACUAUAAUGGCUUGGUCUACCCAUUCCAGACACCUGCACUUAGGGCAAUUCAGUUAUACACUUUUACGGCAGGCUUUCCCAACCUCUGUCCAGAAGGCACUAAAAGUCCAGGUUUUCGUGAUAUCCAUACUUGAGCACAGGUGACUUAAUUAGUACCUCAACUAUUUUGAUUUAACAAUCGGUGCUGAAGCCUGGAUUUCACUAAAACCACACUGUUAGUGUGCCUUGAGGACCAAGGUUGGGAAUACUUAAUUUAGGGCUUGUUCAGGCACCAGUACUGAAGUGUGCUGUGUAUGGGCUGUGCCCUCAGACCAUGGUGCUCUGGGUUUAUUGAUCAUGUAACUUACCUGACACAGUGGAUAGUGGUGCACAGUAACUUGUAAACAGAAGAGGUGUGCUGGCAAGUGGUUAGACCAACUACACGCCUGCUCUAUUGUCACAUAUAUUUAAGAGCUAGAUGUUUAGGCUUAUACAAGGUGGUGGGAUUUCUUUUUAACACCCUUUAUUCAUUUUAAUUCUGCUAAUGUUAGCCCUUUUAUGCACUGAAGCUGUUGAUAAAAUUAAAGAAUAUUUUAUAUUUUGUUUAAAAAAAAAUAAAGGUUUAAAAUCA